UGAACGCUUCUCUUUGCGGCGAAUUGACAGGUCAGCUUCAAGCCACUUUUUAGCUUCUCGAGUAGAGUAUUUAGUUUUAUUUUGUGUUAUCAUUUAAUUUGAUUAUUAAAAUGUAUAUGUUUAUAGACGCAAUAGAGCUAUUAGAUGAAUUAUAAGUGCACUUACAGUGUUACAUAAACUAGCGCUCGGCGGUCCCGAUGCAUACAACUACAUAAUACGUCAGUGAAUAAAUGGUGGCUAGAUAAUGGAUGUGGAUGCGCCGAACAUAUUGAAGCGGUGCAGCAGCGCACCGUUGAUCAAUGAGGUGGCAUCGACGGCUGCGACAUCGCCCACGACAACUACAACGCCUAGGAGUACGUCGAUCUUCAGUAGCUUCAGCAUGUUUUCCAACAACAACCUGAAUCUGCGCACGCGGCGGCACAGCGGCAGUUUCAGCCCUUUAGCCACGCCACAUAGCCCCAAUAAUUGCUGGGGCCCUCGCGCGCCGCGCGUCAACCAACUACGCCUUGAGGAGUGCGCCGACGUCAGCAACACGCGGGAGGUCGCUCACGAGAGAGAGGUCCACUCCGCCAUGCAACUUGGCCAGUCUUGUGAGGACCUCACACUGCCAGGGCUGUCCAACUCACCCACUAGAGUCACCAGGUUACCUCAAGUGGUAUCCCCGUCCCCUACGCGCAAGUACAUGACGCGCCGGAGCCUCUCGCCCAUCGCCAUCCGCGCCUCCAGCUUCAGCCCCGUCACGCUGCGCAAGCGCCGCGGCGACGAGCCCGACUCCCCCCUCCCCAAGCGCAUGUGCGACCGCCUCACCCCCUCCACGCCCGGCACGCCCGGCACGCCAGGCACGCCCGGCACACCCGGCACGCCAGAUUCAGACUCGCUGGAGUGCACGUUCCGGCCGGUGUCGCCGCGCGCACCCAUGGGCGAGAAUCAUAAGAGUGAGAACACUAGCUAAUAGAUCGUGGCGGCCUGGUGUACGGAAUGCGAGACUCGCCCGGCGUGUUUCCAGACGUUGAAAGUUGAAAAACAAAACGUAAUUUAAUUACUAAUAUAUUGGAAUGUUUGCGUUUAAAGAACGUAGGCCUAUUUCCUGAAAAGUAAAUAUAAUCGUUUAAAGACUAGCAUUUUAUCUAGCAAGUCAUGUAUUCUAUUGCUAAUGUAUUGGAGACAUGCUGGGUUUUAUGCAUCAUAUUCAAUGCAAACGUACGAACCGAUUAUAAAAAAUACAUGAUGUAAUGUUGAUUGUGAAUUUUAUUGGUACGGUCGUCACCAGAUAUGUCGAAGCGGCCGAGGUGUUCAAAAAUAUCUUGACAAUAGAGGCGUGUCCAGAUAUUAUUAAGCACCUUGACUGCUCCAAUAUAUCUGAUGGCGACUGUACCAUAACAUCUCUGAUUUGAAAUAUUUUAAUUAUAAUUACAAUUAAAAAAGGUUUCUGAUCGGUUCGUACUUGCAUGGAUAUUUGCAUAAAUUAGUCAAAUUUCGUAAAUUCAGGCGGUGGUAGUGUAAGGUGUAAUAUGUAUAGGGUUCUACGUGUUAUCCAAUGUUUGUAGGCUAGGAGUAUCCUAGGGAGACUGCGUCAUUGUGGGGGCAUAGACAAAUUGAUUUCUUUACGUUUCAGUUUGAUUUGGUUUGUGGGUUUUCUACGUAGUUACUUCUGGUACGGGCUAUUUAAAAACUAAAGUUUGAGUCGAGGAAUUUUAUUUUCAGUUCCUUUUCGUACCUUGUCACAGUGACAAAAGUAAGUAUGAGGUCCAACUUUCAUAUUGAUUGUCACCGUGACAAGAUACGAAUAUUAAAUUCUUUGAAUGUACCAUGUUAAGACCCUUUAGCGAGUUUAUAAUUUUGAAAAACUCGUGAUUUUCUGUUAUAAGUAUAGUUCGUUUUUUUUAGCAUUAGAAAUAAGGUGUAAGGGAAAAUCUUGAUGUGUCUUUUAAUUGAGAAACACAUUUUAAAAAUAAGUUACGGCAAAUAUGUAACAAUUAUGAAUCUAAUACGAUCAUUUAUAUUCUUCUGCUUUCAUAAAUGAUAGUUACUGAUUUUUAAUAAGCGUAUUUCAAAUAAAAGACAUGCCGAAAUCGCUUACCUUCUUCCAAGUUCUUUCUAAUGCUAAAAAAACGAACUAUAGAAUGGAAUCCUACAUUUAUUAAGAAAUAUUUCGUUUUUAAUUAAUCUACUCUAAAUUGUUUUUCUUCUUUGCCUAGAUGUGUAAGCCCCCACGAUGGCGUAGUCCCCCAAUAAUUAUCUAGGAAAUGUAAACGUAGCUUUUAGGAAAAACGGGAGCCCUAAAUAGCCAAAGCAUCCAAAACUUUACUGUAUAUAGUUAGCCGCGUUGCUAUAUUGAACGCUCUGUAUAUAAUUUAUUGUAAGUCUUAGCUGUUAUGUUCAAGUAUUUCGAAGUCCGUAGGUCGAUUCGAAUAGUUUUUGUUUAUUUCCAUACAGGGAUCAGAGGGACCGCGAACCACGUUCGACGUGUUGCCUCUCUGUCGCUCUUGUAAAUACGUACGUAAGUGUUACAGGGAGGCAACACGGGAAACGUGGUUCGCGGUAGGCCCUCGGGAGAAUCAAAUUGAAUGUCGAUUUCAGCGGGAUCUAAGAUCUUAUCUCCACAACAUCUUAAAUGGUGAAACUCUUGUACUAUUUAAAUGUAUUUAGUAAGAACUUUGCCCAUCAUGGAAAACUUACGAUAAAAACCAGAUUUUUCAUACCUUUCUAUUGAGAAAUUUUCUUCGGUUAUAUAAUAACCGAAGAAAAUUUCUCAUGUUUUACUACGAAUUUGUUAUAGUACGAAUUAUUCGCGCAAGUAGCCCUCGCCAUUGUUGCACACACAAUGUACGAUGUCAUGCGACGUGUGC
Cydia fagiglandana is the source of this 2849-nucleotide messenger RNA. RefSeq lists its product as uncharacterized. The coding region runs from base 245 to 952 and encodes 235 amino acids. Gene Ontology annotation, molecular function: protein serine/threonine phosphatase inhibitor activity. The record is from RefSeq and is a predicted model, not a curated record. The transcript is spliced from 4 exons. Lineage: Eukaryota; Metazoa; Arthropoda; Insecta; Lepidoptera; Tortricidae.